CAUACGCAACAAUGGCUUCAAACGCUCGCGACUUCUCAACGACAUACGCCUAUGAGCCUUUGCAAAGUCGCCGUCACAUACGUAUCUUGACGAUCAAUGAUAGCGAAGUCGAAAGCGACAUUAACCCAGUGCCUAUUUACAGCCUUGUCCAAGUAGAGUUGCCUAUUGACGAUGAACAACUCGACUUCGAAGCGAUAUCUGGUAUUGUGCCUAUGCCCAUUGAGGGUUGUUUCUUUUAAAGCUUUGCACUCAAGCGGCCUACUUGUUAGGACCUGGAACUGUGCUGACGCAUUGUAGUAUGCGUUCCAUCCUUUCUUACCUUCCAAGAAAUCUUGCGAAAAGACAUUGGCUAUCUACACCAGUUUCAGAACAGACACUGACUGUGUAUACCUAUCCUAAGUAUACCUGGGGCCACUACCACCGCAUCUCCGGC
Molecule: messenger RNA, 433 nt
Organism: Cucurbitaria berberidis CBS 394.84
Lineage: Eukaryota; Fungi; Ascomycota; Dothideomycetes; Pleosporales; Cucurbitariaceae
Exons: 1
Coding region: 12-239 (75 amino acids)
Source: RefSeq, a predicted model, not a curated record